AUAUUCUUGCUCAAUUGCUCCUAACGGAUUAUAUAGCUUUUCUGUAUAAAUAAAAAAUUCUAUCAAUGGAUCUAAUUUUAAAAUUUUGUAGCAUUUCAAAAAUAUGAAUUUAGCUAAGUAUCCUCCGUAAAAUCGUUUCUUUCGUUAAUACUGGGAUAGUGAAGCCUUAGCGUGGCGCCACAUUCCUUCCACGUUGUUAGUGUGAGCCCCAGUAUUCGGAUUUUUAAAUUCGAAAAAAUGAUUUAAUGUUAGGUGUUUAAAUCCCUCUUUAUCUAAACAGUCAUAACUCUAAAAAAUUGAAAUUUGAGCUAGUUAUUGAGUGGUAAAACACAAUUAAUUUUUACAAGGAAUGUUUUUAUAAUUACUUUCCAACAGUCACUAAUUAUGGUAGUACCCGGUAGAAUCCAAUCUUUAAUUGCUUUAAGUAAAGUUUUUUUGUCACGUUUUUCUACUGAAAUUAUAAAAACAUUUUUUGUAUCCCUUUUAACACCGUCGAAUAUCCUUUGUCCAUUUUAUAACUGUUGUAAAAAAAAUACAUUUAUACAUUUUUUGGUUUAAAAUCUAAUCAUUUUUUUUGUGCCAUGUAGGUAAUCCAUAAGUGAUUUCACGGUGGAAUGAUGCCCAGUCAACAGCGGACUGUUGAGACAUUUUUAUUUGUUUUUUUAAUAAACGAUAAAGAUACAUUUUCAAGCCAUAAAUAAGAAAAAAAGACUAUUUGGUUUAGGGAUAAAUGUGAUUUGUUGAAAAUGUAUCCUUUCUUAUAGACCACGUAGUCACAUUUUUUUUUUAUUUUUCAUGACUGCUUAUUGUUCGACACUUUCAAGUAAAUUUGUCAACGCAUCUCACAUCUUCGGAUAAUUUUAAAUAAUGCCCACGGUCACACGUGAGUUGGUUGUCAGAUGCUAUUAAAUUCCUCUGUUGUAGCUGCUUAAUUACAUUGAGAGACCUGAGACACUGGACCAGACGUUUUAUUUUCAAAAACAUCUUAUACUUCAAUAAUAUUUAUGACCGAAAUAUUUUUAUUAUUUAACACUAUACAACGUAAUAAAAUACGAUAUUAGCAUAUAUUUUAAAAAUGUUAAAAUACAGUGUACUCUCGGUUAUCCGCGUAACUAAUGAUUUCCGGAAAAAACUUUUGGCGCCAUAAUUUUUAAAACAUUAAAAUACAUAGGUUUCCAAAAAAAAAAAUCAAAAUAUCGAGGAGGUUCUAAACUAGAUUUGUUCCCAAAUACGCAGAUAUAUAAAAUAAUUUAUUUUUAGUUUAUUUUAUAUAUCUGUGCCCAAAUAUGAUGUGUCGCCCGUGCUAAUUUCUAAUACCGUGUGUCCGCGUGUCAUUAUUGGCAUUUAUUUUUUCAUCUAGUCAGUGCGGCUAUCAUUAUAAGGUAUGGUGGUAGGUAAUAGUGUGUAUAGAACUCUUUACUCUAAGCCCUAUUGUCCUAACGUAUAGUAUACAAAAAUUAUUACUUAUUAGUAAUUAGCGUAAUAGCGUUAGUUACACUGUUACUCUUACUAUGGAACAAAUCUUAUACAGUAUACACACGAUACUGUUACCACCAUAGCCUAUAAUAAUAGCCAGUGCCACUAGAUGAUAAAAAUAAAUGCCGAUAAUGACACGCAGACAUACGGUAUUAGAAAAUAGCGCGCGCGACACGACAUCAUAUUUGAUAACAGUAGAAAGCUGUUAUCAUUGAGAAAAUCAGGCCAAUGACCAUUCUAUUCUAGUAUUCUCUCGACGUUUAAAGUCUUCCAAGUUCCAAGUUCUAAUUCGUAAUUGGCAAAUCGGAAUGCUCGUUAAUAGGGAUUACAAUGUAAUAUCGAUUGUUAUUUAAUAUUUUAUGUUUUACAUUUAUCGUCUAUUAUAAUUACUUUUAAAUACGAGUAAAUUAUUAUUUGAAUUCCACGAGCAAUGCAAACUAAAAUGGACAAAACUGAAGAUUCGUUUAAUAACAAUUACACUACUUACGAGUACCCAAAAGAAGACGGGACCAGGGAAAAGAAACACUACAACGGUUACCAGUACAAAUCAUCGCAAUAUGACGAAGUUGUAACCCAAUUGUUUUCUAAGCAAUUUUGCAUGCCAAAUCAAACCAAAUGGAAACUUCCUGACCCAGACACUAUGCUAAGUCAAUGCAAAUGGGAGUUACCAGAUUUUAUUAAUUUAAAAAAAUCACUUAAUAAAGUCAAGGAUAAACUCGAUGAUUUUAACUUAGCUGAAUGGCAUAAAAAUACAAAACAAACAAAUCCAGCUGGUAAAGUCAUAUCUAAAGUUAGAGGAAUUGGACAUCCUGAAUUAUUAACUGGGGCUUGGUUGAAGUUUUUUGAACUAUUAAACGAUUAUAAAUUAAUACCUCAAAAAUGUAUUGACAAUGGUAAAUUGUAUAGUGUUCAUUUAUGUGAAGCUCCGGGUGGUUUUAUUUCUGCUCUCAACCAUUUUAUUGUUAGCCAAGAAAUAAAUGUCAAAUGGGAUUGGAUAGGAGUUUCAUUAAAUCCAUAUCACGAAGGAAACGGUAAUCCUGAUUUAAUAAAUGAUGAUAGAUUCAUGUUAUUCACAAUAAACCAUUGGUUUUUUGGUACGGAUCAUACUGGCGAUAUUUUCCAAAAAAACUUCUAUAAAGAUUUAUAUGCCUUUGUUAAAAACCGUUUUGGCGAUAAAGCAAAUUUGGUAACAGCUGAUGGUAGUAUGGACUGCCAAAAUAAUCCUGACGAACAAGAAAACGUAGUAAUGCGACUUCAAAUAGUUGAAACUAUGGUCGCUUUAAUGAUACUUCAAGAAGGUGGUACUUUUGUUCUAAAAAUGUUUACUAUGUUUGAAUGCAAUUCUUUGUGUCGAAUAUAUUUGUUAUGCUGUGCUUUUGAUUCGAUACAAAUAAAAAAACCAGUUACUAGUAAACAGGGAAAUUCUGAAGUUUAUAUUGUAUGUUGCGGAUAUAAAGGUUUACAACAUGUAGAACCUUGGAUUCAUACAUAUUUUUCAACUAUUGAUCGGACUGUGUCUGAUUAUAGUAUGUUUCCAUUAAAAGAAUUGCCUAAAGAUUUUUUAUCGUCUAUGUAUAACUGUUCAAAAUAUUUUAGUGAACUACAAAUACAAAUUAUUGAAAACAAUAUAGAACGAUUUGUAAAAAAAAUUGAAAAUGACACUAAAUAUUUAACCGAGUUACAAUAUUGGGUUGCUAAGACAUAUGCUCAUAAAUAUAAAGUAAAACCAAUAGAAUCAUCACAGGAAAUAGUUGGACAAAAUAAACUUCAGAGUUUACAGUAUGAUUUUCCAAAAGUUUCAACUAUGAAGUUAGUCAUGGAUUAUUCAUUUUCUGAGAAACAACGUAGGAUAGAAUGUCAAGCAUCAGAUGAAGCGAAGUUACUUCAAGAUGAAGUUAAUAUGUUUAAUCAAUAUCAAUGGCAAUACGACUCAUCAGUUUUAUGGUUUACUGCAGAGGAUGCCAAAAUUCACUCAUCUGAUUUUAAUAUACAAAUGGGUAAACCGGUAUCUGUGAUACGUAACUCAAAGUUUUGUGUGAAUACACUAAUCGACUAUAGUAACCGGGCAAGAUCACUAUUUACUAUUCCUAUUGAGGAUAAUAUUAAGCGUAGAGAUUACUUUUGGCUUCAAAUUCCGAGGCAAACUAUCAAUGGCCAAUUAAUUGUUUGUGAUGUAACUUCGAUAUAUAUCAGCGAUUGUAUCAACAAUAAUCGAAAACAACAUGAUUCUUUGAUUGCUAUCUUAGAAUCAUUUGAAAAGCUUCAAACUUCUGAUAGUUUAUUAGUAAUUGGAUAUCCGUUGCUUACUCAAGUGAAUGUUGGUGUUUUCUUUAUACUUUUAAAUAUGUUCCUAAAGACUGGUAUGAUGAAACCUGAUGAAAUGGGUCAUGCUUUUGUGUUUUGUUCAAAAGUUAAUGACAAACAUGUAGAUGAAUUAAUAACUCUUUUAAAGAAAUUAAAAGAGUAUAUUAAAGAUCCUAGUAUCAUAGAUAUAGUUGAAAAACAAGAACAAUCUUUGAUAUCAUUCAUUCCAAUUAAGAAAGUUAUGUUUCAACCUAUUUAUAAAGACAUUGUUACUGUUAAUUGUUUGCUUAUAAUCAAUGAAGUGAAAAAAACUGUUUAUUCUUACUUGCAACAAUAAUGAAUAAUUUGUUAUCAGAAGAUAAUUAAUUAACUAUUUUU
This is a messenger RNA of Rhopalosiphum maidis (corn leaf aphid), 4158 nucleotides long. RefSeq names its product cap-specific mRNA (nucleoside-2'-O-)-methyltransferase 2-like. The coding region runs from base 1907 to 4117 and encodes 736 amino acids. NCBI's taxonomy places the organism in Eukaryota, Metazoa, Arthropoda, Insecta, Hemiptera, Aphididae. Gene Ontology annotation, biological process: 7-methylguanosine mRNA capping. The record is from RefSeq and is a predicted model, not a curated record. Gene Ontology annotation, cellular component: nucleus; cytoplasm. The transcript has 11 exons. Gene Ontology annotation, molecular function: methyltransferase cap1 activity.